UGUAAAAUGUGGGGAAAUAUUAUAUGAAGUAAGUGACCCUAUAACAGCCAACCAAAGUGUACUGCAUUCAGUACCUUUCCUCGACAGGUGCUUUUUUAUUCUUUUCGCGUCACGUGACAAAAACCGUCUAAAGGUCACAUGACCUGGGUGUGCUAUUGUGAGACGUACGUACACCUGUUUAUUUUGAAACGGAAAAACGAAUUUGUUGAAGCAGAGUUAGGUAAAGUUAUUGUUUUUUUUUAAUAACAGUGGAUUUAAAUUUCUCUUGGGAUUUAUUGGUUAGUUUUCAGGCGGUUUACAGUGGAUUAACCUGACCAGACGUUGAUCAGACCUGUCGAUCAAAACUAGGAAGUGAGAGAGACUCAUCGGUGUAGUCGCGCGGCCGUCUCUACCAAUGGCUACAUGACUUAUAUUGAUCUUUCUUUACGAGUAAUAUUUGCUGUGUAUUUAUAUAUUAUGUAUUAGAGCGGUGUUAAGAAUUAACUGCUAUUUUUGAUCAAGUCAUUUGAGUUGUACUGUAUUUGACCGCCGGAGGACCUAACUCACAGGUGUUGACACAGUAUCAGGAUGAAUGAUUCAAGGGAGGCCAUCGGCUCUCUUCCUGUGGAUUUUAAUAAAAACUUGAACGAUUCAGUCUCUCGGUUGUCAUACUCAAUGCUGGCGACUAACUUAACCGACAUGUCUAACCUGACGGUCAUCAGAACAGGUAACAGGACUGAAGUCGUGGGGGAUGACCAGAUGUUCCUCAACACCCCCACUGCUCAAGCUUUAUCGGGAAUCUUCGUAUGGUCGGCACUCAUCAUCACCUGUCAUCAGAUCUACUCACACCUAAGGUCUUACACGGUACCCAACGAGCAGCGCUACAUCAUCCGCAUACUCUUCAUCGUCCCCAUCUACGCCUUUGACUCCUGGCUCAGUCUCCUGUUCAUCAGUAAUGACCAGUAUUACGUCUACUUCGACUCUGUUCGGGACUGCUAUGAAGCAUUUGUGAUCUACAACUUCCUCAGUCUGUCCUUUGAGUACCUCGGAGGAGAGAGCGCCAUUAUGACGGAAAUAAGAGGGAAGCCCAUUCAGUCCAGUUGUCUAUAUGGCACGUGCUGCCUGGGAGGAAUGAGUUACUCUAUUGGGUUCCUAAGGUUUUGCAAGCAGGCCACCCUUCAGUUUUGUGUGGUGAAACCCAUGAUGGCUGUCAUCACCAUCCUCCUCCAGGCCUUCGGCAAAUAUCACGAUGGAGAUUUUAAUGUAAACGGAGGUUACCUCUACAUCACCAUCAUCUACAACUUCUCUGUCAGUUUGGCUCUUUACGCCCUUUUCCUCUUCUACUUUGCCACGAGUGACCUCUUGAGACCUUAUGAACCCGUGCUUAAGUUCCUCACCAUCAAAUCCGUCAUCUUCCUCUCAUUCUGGCAAGGUAUGGUACUGGCUAUUCUCGAGCGAUGUGGAGUGAUCCCAGAAGCUCUGGUCAUAGAUGGACACGAGGUGGCUGCUGGCACCGUGGCGGCCGGCUGGCAGAACUUCAUCAUCUGCAUUGAAAUGUUCUUUGGCGCCAUCGCCCUCCGCUACGCUUUUACCUCCAGCGUGUACCAAGAGAAGAAGAGUCAAGCACCAGAAAAUGUAGCACCCAUGCACAGCAUCUCCAGUGGCCUGAAGGAAACCAUGAACCCUGGAGACAUGGUUCAAGAUGCAAUCCACAACUUCUCACCGGCCUACCAACAGUACACCCAGCAGUCCACACAGGAGGUAGUGCAGCCAAACACAAAUGGCAAGGCGGGCGUCGGCACCACCAAAACCUCAAAAAAGAAAUCCGACAAAGUCAUGCUUAUCGACACAGAUGAUGAGUUCUAGUUCUCUGUAUUUAAUCCAAACCACUGAUUGUAACUUUAACAAAGACACUAAUAAUGUUUAUCUUAUGAUUUUUAUAAAAAACCUCAAACGCUUUCCUGAUGGGUUAAUGCUUUUUUACUCUCGGCUCAUCGUCUGUAUGAUCCGGGCCUGUAAUAUAGCUUCCCCUCUCGUUCCAAAGCAAUCUUUUGAUGCACGUCUGAUAAGCACAAAGCAUCAGGAGUCGUUCAGACGGCAUAACGAUUUUGAAAGCUGCUCUUGCGUCUGUCCGUUUGAAGUAUUUGCUCAGCAGCCCUUUGCUGGGUCUCACACCGAAUCGAACUGACUUUCACUGGUUUUGGAACUUACACUUCAAACUGUUGUCGGGAGCUCUUUGAAUCCUUUGUAGAAGUCGUGCCACAAAGUGGAGACCUGACCGACUUCGAACUGAUUGAUUUGGAGAUUCGUUAAUUUUCACACCAGGCCUUUAAAGUGUGUUGGAUCUUAUGUAACCAAUGCGAGACUCGCAUGUAUUUAAAUUGCAAAUCAUUUGUAUUGAGCCAUUGUUCAGUUGGUUAAAGCUUUAACUUAUAGGUUUUUAAUUGUACAGGUUUACCGGGGAAUAUUUAAAUUUUGGGAAUUUACAGAUUAUCACAUCACAUUACGUGAAA
Messenger RNA from Misgurnus anguillicaudatus (oriental weatherfish), 2492 nucleotides. RefSeq names its product transmembrane protein 184a (gene tmem184a). The record is from RefSeq and is a predicted model, not a curated record. Lineage: Eukaryota; Metazoa; Chordata; Actinopteri; Cypriniformes; Cobitidae.